AAUUUAAAAUAUUUUUUAAUAAUUUAAUUCUGUUUUUGACAAAUGACAAAAAAUCUCAAAGAUUAACAACAUUCUUUUUCAGUGUUUUUUGUUAGGAAUUUUAUCAUUACACUUUGAUUGGAUUUGGCAAUUAUGUUUCAUCAGGGAUAAUCAACUUACACAAGUAUAUGUCCUAAAAAUCUUGGAGUAUAGCAGACUUAUAAGAAAGUAUGCCUUUCAGAUGCUUGGCUAAAAGUGAAAGUAUAAACAGUAACCGUGAAGUUUCCUUCAAUUUUAUUCUAAAAUCUUUAAAAAAUUGUAUUUAUUAUAUACAAUAAUGAAUUUGAGACAACAAUUAAUAAUUAUUUUUUUUCUACUCGAUGGAUGCUUGUCAAUAGAAUUUGGAGAAUACUUUAAAAAUUGUUAUCUGAAUUCUCCUGAAUUUGAUUCUUGCAUCGUGGAAAGUUUAAAUGCUGUAAGGCCCUAUUUCAAAACUGGAUUACCAAAAUACAAUGUGACUCCGUUCGAUCCAUUUUAUGCCAAGGAAGUAUCAGUACGCAGAGGUUUACCAAAUGCAGGAUUUAAAUUAACUUUGAGGAAUAUAACGGAAAGUGGAUGGACAGCUAGCAAAGUGACAAAAUUCUUCAGUGAUUUAGAUAACUACAAGAUAACAUACACUCAGAAGUUUCCUAAAAAGAAAUUGGUUGGAGAUUAUGAUUUUUCGGGAUUUUUCCUCGGAUCAACAAUAAACAAUAAAGGAACAUUUUCAUUGAUUCUGUAUAAUCUUGUGCAGACUACAACAAUAACCAGUGUUCCAAAAAAAGCAAUGCAAGUGAAGGUUAACGUGCAAACAAUAAAAGAUUUAGAACUGCAUAUAUCAAAUUUGCUACAAGGAAGAAAUUUUUUGGAGGAAGUUUUAGAUCGCAUUAUAAAUGGAGCUUGGCAACCAGGAUUUGCUGUAAUACGGCCAAUAAUUAAUGAAUUAGUAUCAACAGCGUUCACUGAAAUAUUUGGGAAAGCUUUUAAAAACUUUCCAUUUCAAGAAAUUAUAAAACCACAACCUUUUUACAAAUUUAAUAGUACUAAAGUGUAAUUCUUCUUACUUGUGACAUUACAAUUGAAUACUAAAUAUCAAAAUGUAUAUAUGUUAUUAUAUAAUUCAGAGUAACUUCUAUGAUAUUUAAUAUAUAUAUAUAUUCUU
This is a messenger RNA of Leptopilina boulardi, 1180 nucleotides long. RefSeq lists its product as uncharacterized. The record is from RefSeq and is a predicted model, not a curated record. Bases 317 to 1072 code for a protein of 251 amino acids. The transcript has 4 exons. NCBI's taxonomy places the organism in Eukaryota, Metazoa, Arthropoda, Insecta, Hymenoptera, Figitidae.